AUGGCAUCCCAUUCUUCAACCAGCGUGGUUGUGUUGGUCACUCUGGCACCAACAGCACACCCAAAGCUGAUCCCACAAGUGUUCAAUGGGGUUGAGAAUCAGCUGCUGACUCGAGGUUUGUCUGAAGUCUUGGAUCAGAUCCUCGUUCACUCUGGUGAAAACGGUGACGAGCAGCUCGCCGUCCUCGCCGACAUGUGGGAGCGAUUCUUCUCCGAGACUCUUCCCACCCUGCAGGCCAUCUUCUACCCUGUACAGGGUCAGGAGCUGACGGUGAGGCAGAUGGCUCUGCUGGGUUUCAGAGACCUGGUGCUGCUGAAGCUCCACCUGAAGGACACUCUGGGUACUGCAGCCUCCGUCCCUCCUCCUGUCACACAGAUGCUUCUGGUCCUGCAGGGCAUCCAUGAGACCGGUAGUCCCAGUUUUGAGUAUUACCAGUUGGAGCAGCUGGUUCAGAUCGUCGUGUCUCCGUACGUCAGCAACGUUCUGCACAACAGGAACCAGCAGGUGUUGGACUCCCGUCAAUUCCGGAUGUCGGGGUUGUUGCUAGGCGACCAGUCCCAGCCAGAGAUCACCGUCACCCAGCAUCACACCGCCUCCUCCUCCGACUCGUCGUCCCUGGCGCCGCUGGUGGAGCAGGAGGGCGAGGCCUACCUGGAGAAGUGCGGCGGCGUGCGGCGCCACACGGUCGCCAACGCUCACUCCGACGUGCGUCUGCUGACGGCGUCCAGCAGGAUGCAUGCUGGGACGGAGACGGACAGCGGGGUCGGAGGGUGCGACGCCAGCGUGGAGUUUUUGGUCGGGGACGAGCCGAUCAGCGGCAGAGUGUUUUCAAGUUCGAGUCAGCCGGACGUGAUGGAGUCUCCGAGGAGAGGAGUCGGCGUGAUGUCAUCGUGAGACGAUACAGGAACGGUAUGAGAUAACAGGAAAUGGGAAACGGGAGGAUAAUAAACUGGAAAAAGAAGAGAGGAAAUAAUAAAAAUGGGAAAUUAAACAACAGGAAAUACAAAAAAACAAGGAUUAAAAUGACACAAUUGGAAGAAAAAGAGACAAAAAAAGUGAGGAAACAACCAAACAGGACAAGAAGAAGAGGAGAAAACACAAACUUUAACCCUCUGGACUUCAAUUUUAUUUAUGCUCAUCACGUGAUUCUCCACCAGUAUGGAACCAGUAACACUUCCAGUACACAUACAGGCAUAUCGAUGCUGUUUUAAGAUACUCUUGUGAACCCUGUGAGUCUCCGAGUGAAGGAGACAGGAAGUGCAAACAUUUGGAUUCACCCUGCGUGACGUUAAAAUGAAAGGACAGGAAGCAGGACAGUGGAAGUGUCCGUGCUGAUCUUAUCCGUCCCACAGCUCCCAGCAGGAUGAGACCUAUGGCUCCGGACUUUUAAACUGGGAAGACUGUCGGUCUGAGCAGCAG
Scomber scombrus (Atlantic mackerel) is the source of this 1419-nucleotide messenger RNA. RefSeq names its product proline-rich protein 5-like. The coding region runs from base 1 to 894 and encodes 297 amino acids. The transcript is spliced from 6 exons. The record is from RefSeq and is a predicted model, not a curated record. Gene Ontology annotation, cellular component: TORC2 complex. Gene Ontology annotation, biological process: TORC2 signaling. NCBI's taxonomy places the organism in Eukaryota, Metazoa, Chordata, Actinopteri, Scombriformes, Scombridae.